Rotaria sordida is the source of this 2767-nucleotide messenger RNA. NCBI's taxonomy places the organism in Eukaryota, Metazoa, Rotifera, Eurotatoria, Philodinida, Philodinidae. The record is from the annotation of a GenBank genome assembly.
CAUCGACUAGAUUUGAUUUCGUAUUCUCUACGUGGAGAUGCACUUCAGUGGUUUAAAAACAAUAAAUCUGCAUUAACUACUUGGAGUAUUUUUGUUCAAGAAAUUAAAAAAGCAUUUACAUCUUCAUUUUCUGAAGAAUUAGCCUUUAAAACUCUCGAAUCUUAUACACAAGGUGAAAAUCAGUCAAUUCGUAACUUUUAUAACGAAGUUUUGAAACUAUGUAAUGCGGCUGAUUCUGGUAUGAGUGAGUCGACAAAGCUCAAAAAUUUAUUGAACAAAGUAAAACCUAGUAUACAACUUGAAGUACGUAAGAAAAAGUCAAAAUCGACUGCAGAAUUUCUCGAAUUCGCAAAGGAAGUUGAAGAACUACUACAAUUUUCUAAUCUUCAAAUCGAUACAAGUACUCAUCGUAAUUUGAACCCGGUUAAUAGUAACAUACAUACGAGUUCUUCGAGUUUUUUUCCAUCGACUCGUUAUAACAAUUCUGAUUAUUACUAUACUCCAUCUCUACGAAGAAAUUUCGGAAAUAAUGCUGUUUCAGCAUCAUUUACCUAUCAUCCUUCUCGUUCAUCUAAAUCAGAUAAAACACAAAGUUAUAAUUCGUAUCAGUACUCGCAUGUCAAUCAGUUUAAUCCAUCAGCUAAUAAUAAAAGUAGUAAUAAUAAUAAUCGGAAACAAAACCGUACACAACAGUUUCAAAAUAGUUCUAAACAUAAUGUUAAAUCGAAUUCACGUACAGUCAAUGCAGUAUUUCCAUCUAAUUCAUCAACUCAGAACGAUAAUGUCAAUAGUUCCGAUUCGCAUAAAAACGAAACUCUUGAUUUUCGAAAUUAUCAUUCUAAAAUUUUAAUAUCUAAUACUACGAUGAAUCCAAAAAUUAUUAGAAAAGGUGCACGUUUAGGAUAUUUACUUUGUUGUUCAAUGUUUCAAGAUCCUCGCAUCUUUCGCUCGUCCUUAUAUAAAUCACUUGGAGCUACCAGACGUGCUGGUAUGACUCCAGCAUCCAGUGAUUUUCUUACAGAUAAGUGUUCUAAUAAUGAUUCAGUUUCUUCAUGUCAAGCGAUUACUCAGCUACAUAGUUAUUCACAAAAACUAAUUUCUAACCCAACCUCCUCAAUUGAUGAUAUUGUAGUAAAAAAUAUAAAUUCACUCGUUGUUAAAAUUCAAGAUGAUCAACAGAAAAAAAAAAUGUUGUCAUUACUCAUGCAUUUUCAUAGUAUUUUCGAUACAACAAAGCAUAAUAUUGCUCGAACUCCUAUACCUCACGUUAUUAAUACUGUUCCUCAUUCGCCUCCUGCUAGUAGACCGUACCCUCAACCUGAUAAAGAAGAGGCAAUGUACCAACUAAUUCAAGAUUUUUUGGAGGCAGGUCUUAUUACGGAGUCGAAUUCUCCUUAUGCUGCACCGGCGAUACUUGUCAAGAAAAAAGAUCAAUCUUUUCGAUUAGUCGUCGAUUAUAAACGUCUUAAUGGCAUAACUAUAAAAGAUACUUCACCUCUUCCAAAUAUGGAAGACACCAUUCAGAAGUUAGGGAAAGGAUUUAAUUAUUUUUCUAAGCUUGAUCUCAAAUCUGGUUUUUACCAAAUACCGAUUAAUGAUAGUGAUAAAGACAAGACAGCUUUCGUGACUCCAUUCGGUCUUUAUCAGUUCAAUGUCUUACCGAUGGGACUGCGAAAUUCUCCUCCAACUUUCCAAAAAGUUAUGGCGGAUACCUUGAAAUCGUGUCGUCAGUUUUGUUUGGUUUAUUUAGACGACAUUAUAGUAUUUUCAAAAGCUUUUUCUAAUCACUUAGAUCAUCUUCGACACGUAUUUUUCGCUUUACAAGCGAAAAAUUUCGUUUUGAAUCCUCCGAAGUGCGAGAUCGCCGUUCAACAAAUUGAUUAUCUUGGUCAUACUAUCAAUAGGAAUUGUAUUAAACCAAUGAAAGAUAAGAUAGACGCUAUUCUACGAAUAGAGGAACCGCGUACCUUAUCUCAGGCGAAUCGUUUCAUUGGCGCUUUAGGAUGGUAUCGAAAAUUCUUACCGAAUUUCGCUACUAUGGCAGCACCAAUACAUGCAGUUACUAAUCUAACCAAACCUAAUCAUCGAAAAUUUCAAUGGCAACAGGCUCAGUCUGAGGCUUUCAAACAACUUAAAUUGUUACUCACUACUGAACCUUUAUUUCUUCAUUAUCCUGUAGACCAUCUACCUCUAAUUUUAACCACAGAUGCUAGUAACAUUGCAAUAGGUGGCGUUUUACAGCAAGAGACAGAUGGUAAUAUCCAUAAUUUGUAUUAUCACUCUCAACUUAUGACACCCUGCGAGAGAAAGUAUAGCACAAUAGAGAAAGAAGCUCUAGUCAUUUAUAAAUGUAUUGAGCGUAUGCGAUCCUUCAUAUUAGGACGUAGUCUCAUAAUUAUGACCGAUCAUUGUCCAUUAUGUUAUAUAAUGCAAAAGACAAUUAAAAAUGCUAGAGUGAAUCGAUUAAUACAUUUGAUUCAGGAAUAUAAUAUUGAUAAAGUUGUUCAUAUUCGAGGUCGUUAUAACUGUCUACCUGACUACCUUUCUCGGUAUCCUAAAGAACAAGAUGAUGAGUUGAAUGACGUUGAAUAUGGAUUAGGGGUGGGACUUUACCUUUACUUUACUAGUAAAUAGUAAAUAAAAUAUUUACUAUUUACUAUAGUAAAGUAAAUAAAAUAUUUACUAUCUAGUAAAGUAAAGUAAAUAAAAUAUUUACUAUUUAGUAAAGUAAAGUAAAUAAAAUAUUUACUAUUUACUAAAGUAAAGU